ACGCUCGCACUAGCUCCGGUUUCCUCUCCUGUGGUGUUUUGGUCCGGUCGAGCCCACUCACAAAAAUGACAGCAAGGAAGUCCGGCUCACGACUGGAGACCGAGAUAGAGCGGUGCCGUUCUGAGAGUCAAUGGGACAAGAUACCGGAGCUGGUCCGGCAGCUCUCCGCCAAACUCAUAUCAAACGAUGACCUAGGUGAGUUGUUGCUUGGGGAAUGCAAGCUCCAGACGUACCUGAAGGAGAACCCCAUCAAACAGGGAGCCAGUCCCAGGGGCCCACGGCCUAAACUGGUGGAGGUCAGGAAACAUCUCACUGCUGCUCUGGACCGAGGAAACCUCAAGGCGGAUUACCUCCAGGAGGCCAGUCUGCUGAUGGCCAAACUCUGCUAUGUGGAGGGAGAACACAGGGACGCGUUAGGUCACUACAGCAGGGUGAACCUGGAUGACAUGCAGCUGGGAGGAGCUCCUGUGUACAGGCUAUCCAUGAUAGCUGAGGCAUAUGCUACCAAAGGACUGUGCUUAGAGAAGGUCCCAGCAGCCUCUCCGUCUCUAUCCAAUAAGAACACUGGGUCGCCCUCGUCCAAUAAGAGCACAACGGACCGGGACCAGGAAAUCAUCACCUGCUAUGAAAAGUCCGGAGACAUUGCUCUGCUCUACCUGCAGGAGGCUGAGAAGGCCUUAUCAGCAGGAAUUCAGAACCGCAGCCCGAAGCCCGGCCCGACCGCCCAAGACCUGGAACUGGGCUACUUCCUGGAGACAGGCCUGCAGAGAGCCCACGUCAUCCACUUCAAGAACGGCAACCUGACACAAGGCGUGGGCCGUUUUCGGGAGAUUCUUCGGGCUGUUGAGAACAGAACCACCCAGAGCCUCCGCAUGACCAUCGCCAGACAGCUUGCAGAGAUCUUGCUCAGAGGAAUGUGCGAACAGAGUUACUGGUCUCCUCUGGAAGACCCGCCCACCGUGUCGCCAUUGGAUGAUCCCACACGGCAGGGACACACUCACACCAAGAACUACAGCUUAAGCCGACGCCCACGCGUGUACUCGGGAGAGAAUCUGUUUUGCCCUAAGGAGAACACCGAGGAGGCUCUGCUGCUGCUGCUCAUCAGUGAGUCCAUGGCUAACAGGGACGCCGUCCUGAGCAGAAUCCCCGAACACAACAACGAUCGCAUCAUCAGCCUGCAGUCUGCGUCGGUGGUGUACGACCUGCUGACUAUAGCUCUGGGCAGGAGAGGGCAGUAUGAGAUGCUGUCAGAGUGUUUGGAGAGAGCCAUGAAGUUUGCCUUUGAGGAGUUCCACUUGUGGUACCAGCUCGCCCUGUCGCUGAUGGCAGCUGGGAAAUCAGCUCGUGCCGUUAAAGUCCUUAAGGAGUGUAUUCGUCUGAAGCCUGACGACCCCACCAUCCCGCUGCUGGCUGUCAAGCUGUGCAUCGGGCCGCUGCACUGGUUAGACGAGGGUGAGUGCUUUGGGAAGAUUGUGAUUGACAUGGGGGAGAAAGCAGCGGAGUUCAGAGCCAAAGGCUUCUUGGCCAUCGGGCUGGUUUACAGCCUCAAAGCCACCGACGCAUCAUUGCGAAGCACACAGGAGGAGUACCAGAGGAAAGCUUUGGGAGCCUUCCAGAGAGCUCAGAGUCUAUCCCCUACCGACCAUCUAGCAGCCUUCUACUUGGCGCUGCAGCUUGCUGUGUCCAGACAGAUCCCAGAGGCACUAGGCUAUGUACGGCAGGCGUUGCAGCUGCAAGGGGACGAUGUCCACUCCCUUCAUCUGCUCGCCCUGCUGCUCUCUGCUCAGAAGCACUACCACGACGCCCUCAAUAUCAUAGAGAUGGCUCUGUCCGAGUACCCAGAGAACUUCAAUCUGCUGUAUACCAAGGUGAAGCUGGAGUCCAUGUGUAGAGGGCCGGAGGAAGCUUUGCUCACCUGCAAACACAUGCUGCAGAUCUGGAAGAGUUUUUACAACCUCACCAACCCCAGUGAUUCUGGGCGGGGCAGCAGUCUGUUGGACCGAGCCAUGGCAGACAGACGACAGCUCAACGCCAUGACUCUGCCCGACUUCAGCGACCCAGACACGGUCUCAGGUUCUUCCACGUCUCACUCUGGUUCUGAACCGGUCUCCCCCACCUCCCCAUCCACCAUCUCCACCCUCUCCUCCCCACUGUCCUCCCCUGCCUCUCCUGUCUUCAUCUUCCAGCCGCCUCCUCUUCCUCCACCCAAAAACCCAUCCUUCCUCCCUCCUCUUCCUCCGCGUCCUCCUGCACCCACUAGGACUCAGUCCUUUUGCAACCACGUCUGUCUCCGACAGCUCUCCUCCAAUUGCUCGGUUCAUGCCACAUCCAUAGCAGCCAGCCGCGUGGAGCAGGCCCUGUCGGAGGUAGCCUCCUCCCUGCAGAGCAGUGCCCCCAAACACGGACCCAUGCACCCCUGGAUGACCCUGGCUCAGAUCUGGCUGCACGCAGCCGAGGUGUACACCGGCAUGUCGAAGCCUGCAGAGGCCUCGGCCUGCACGCAGGAAGCCUCCAACCUCUUCCCCACGUCCCAUAACGUGCUGUACAUGAGGGGGCAGGUCGCUGAACUAAGGGGCAACGUAGACGAGGCCAAACGCUGGUAUGAAGAAGCCCUGUCCAUCAACCCGACGCACGUCAAGACCAUGCAGAGACUGGGUCUGAUUCUUCACCAGCUGCAGCGCUACAGUCUGUCAGAAAAGGUCCUGAGGGACGCUGUGCAGGUCAACAGCACGGCUCAUGACGUGUGGAACAGCCUCGGCGAGGUGCUGCAGGCUCAGGGAAACGCUGCCGCUGCCACCGAGUGUUUCCUCACUGCCUUGGAGCUGGAGGCCAGCAGCCCCAUUCUGCCCUUCACCAUCAUACCCAGAGCGCUAUGAAACACACACACACACACACACACACACACACACACCUCCUUCACAGCUGUAGCCUCAGUACUUUAACACAGUGGCACAUGUGACGGAUCUACACUACACACACCUGCCGUACCACUACUGUAAAUACACACACACACACACUGAGAAGCUUCCCCUUAGUCCACCCAUCCUUCCCACUUUCUGUGGCUGUGUGUGUGUGUGUGUGAGUGUGUGGCUGUGUGUGUGUGUGUGUGUAUGUCGCCCAUUUCUCUGUAUGUGUGCGUGUGCCAACAUGUUGCCUGUGCGUCUCUGUCUGGCCGUACUUGACUUGUAGUGUGUUUCUGUUCAUGACUGUUUGAAGAUGUAAAUAAGGUCAAAGGAGUUGAGAAUUCAGAAGCCUGAGAGUUUACAUUUUGUUUACAUGUUAUUUAGUCCAUUAGAGUUUCCUUUACGAGCCAAAUGUUACUGAUAAUCCCAACACACAAACACACACGCUCUGUGUUUAUGCAAAGAGGCUCGCGGUUACUUUUUGGCUCGGUCUCUGCCUGAGAGACCCGAUCAACAAAGACUGUCAAGUUGAAAUGCCAGAAAACACACAGCAGAUCAGAUUUAGAGCCGCUGAUGUUCAAAGGACGGCUGCAUAUUUGUAAAUAAAGCAUGUUCUCUCUCAUGAACGGCCCUUACAUGCUAUUUUUGUUCUAUUUUCUGUCUAUUAACAUGACAUUCUACGAUUUUACAUUCCAUUUGACGAAAGGAGUAAUUCAACACGUUGAAAAAUGUAAAUCUCGUGAUUUGGGAGUGGAAUUAACUGUUCAAUGUGAAUCUUUGCAGAGUGAGCAUAUUGCUGUAAAACAAAUCCCGUCUUUGAAUGAAUACAUGCUUUUGAUCUGUUGGGGACAGCUGAUUAGUUUUUUGCAUGAUCAGCGGUAGUUCCGAUAGAUGAAGUCAAACAGAAGAUCCUGCUGCUGGUAACCAGCUAAACUUCUAACCAAUUGGAAUAAAAAACUCCCAUGUGCCAUAUAAAUAUGUGUUAACCAAUUGUAAUUAAUAAUGGAAUUUGCUCCACACAUGCUCUUUAAAAUCAAUUGAUUCUAUGUGUAAAUGCAACCAGUGAGUGUGUUGUCUUUAUGUUCCGCCCCACUUAUGUUAAAUACAACUAGAUGAAUAUACUUUUUUUUUUCUCCAAUUAAUUAUAAAUACAAAGGAUUGCUGUUGUAUAUUUGAUUGUUCCAAUGUAUUAUUAAUGCUAUGGUUUUGAAAAGUAAAUUAUAAUUCUAUUUUCUUGAAAGAGAUGUUACUGAGAAGCAUUUAGAGGAAAUAAAAGGAUGAAGUGAUG
Gasterosteus aculeatus aculeatus (three-spined stickleback) is the source of this 4191-nucleotide messenger RNA. It is a transcript of the gene ttc7b, whose product is annotated as tetratricopeptide repeat domain 7B. The record is from RefSeq and is a predicted model, not a curated record. Gene Ontology annotation, biological process: protein localization to plasma membrane; phosphatidylinositol phosphate biosynthetic process. Gene Ontology annotation, molecular function: protein binding. Gene Ontology annotation, cellular component: plasma membrane. Lineage: Eukaryota; Metazoa; Chordata; Actinopteri; Perciformes; Gasterosteidae.